Mesoplodon densirostris (Blainville's beaked whale) is the source of this 1893-nucleotide messenger RNA. RefSeq names its product calpain 9 (gene CAPN9). The record is from RefSeq and is a predicted model, not a curated record. Gene Ontology annotation, biological process: proteolysis. Gene Ontology annotation, molecular function: calcium-dependent cysteine-type endopeptidase activity; calcium ion binding. NCBI's taxonomy places the organism in Eukaryota, Metazoa, Chordata, Mammalia, Artiodactyla, Ziphiidae. Gene Ontology annotation, cellular component: cytoplasm.
AUGCCUUACCUCUACUGGGCCCCAGGGCCUCAGAAGCCCCCCGCCCCCAAGGAUGCCCGCAUCACCCACUCUUCGGGCCAGAGCUUGGAGGAGCUGAGGCAGGCGUGUCUGCAGAAGGGCGUUCUGUUUGAGGAUGCAGACUUCCCAGCCAACAGCUUCUACAGCGAGAGGCCCCAGCUCCCCUUCGCGUGGAAAAGGCCGGGGGUGAUCGCUGCCAGGGCGGGGAGGGUGCUGGUCUGGGAACGGCUCCUGUGGGGACAGGACGCUGUGGGCAAGGCUAAGGGUGCCGGACCUAAAGGGGAGACCCUGAGUGCUGGUGCCACCCUGCCGCUAACCUGUAGCCCGUCAGGCCCCCCCUACUGCCGCCAGGGGCCUUGCCACCCCCUGCUCAGCGCCCUCAUCGGACCCUCCCAUCGGGACGCCCUGUCCAUCUGGGAGGCCCUUCUCCGCGUGGGGAAUUCGGGCUCUUGCUCGGGGGCCUCGCCCACCAAGCCAUCUUGGCCCCCUGAAGCACGGUCGGCCGCCCUGUUUCAGCACUCGUGCUCUCUGCUUGGGGGCCGGGGAGUGGUGCACGAGAGCAACCAGAGCCAGGAAAGUCAUGGGACGUCCGGGGGUGCCGGAGAGGCACCUCGUCCCCCCGGGAGCCCAGGGCAAGGAGGCACCGAGGGGGAACCUGGGCCUGGGGUUGGGCCUGGGCUGACGGCCCCUGGCAGCCUGCGUGCACCACGGCACGUGGCUGAGACCUCGCUGCACAGUGGGGCUCCCUUUGGGGCUGCCCUCCCCCCAGAGGCCACUGCGCUCCAGGUACCCCUUCCCCCACCCCGUGCCCCCUUCUGCCUCGACGGCCCUGGGCACACGGCCGGGAUCUGCGCACAGCCGUGGAUCAACGGUGGUUUCAGGCUGAACGGGAGCUACGAGGCUCUGAAGGGGGGCAGCACCAUCGAGGCCAGGGAGGACUUCACCGGGGGCGUGGCAGAGACCUUCACAACCAAGGAGGCUCCCGGGAACUUCUCUGAGAUUCUAGACAAGGCCUUGAAGAGGGGCUCUCUGGUGGGCUGCUCCAUUGAUAUCAGAAAUGCUGCAGAAUCUGAAGCCCAGACACCUUUUGGUCUCAUUAGGGGUCAUGCCUACACAGUGAUGGGCGUUGAUCAGGUAAACUUCUGAGGCCAGAAAAUAGAGCUCAUCAGAGUCCGGAACCCUUGGGGGCAAGUUGAGUGGACUGGGUCCUGGAGCGACAGUUCUUCUGAGUGACAUUCCGUUGGCCCAGCCAAGCAAAAGCACCUGUGCCACACUGCUCUGGAUGAUGGGGAGUCCUGGAUGGCAUUCAGAGACUUCCAGGCCCACGUUGACAAAGUAGAGGUCUGUAACCUCACUUCUGAUGCCCUGGAGGAGGGUGCUGUCCGCAGGUGCGAGGUGACGGUCCGUCAGGGAAGCUAGGUGCGGGGCUUCACAGCUGGUGGCUGCCGCAACUUCCUGGAAACGGACAUCAAAUUCAAGAAGUUAAGCCUGACUUCCUGUAAAAACAUCAUUUCUCUAAUGGACAUCAGUGGCAAUGGGAAGCCAGCCUUUGGUGAAUUCAGAGUGUUCUGGGACAAGCUGAAGAAGUGGACAAAACUUUUCCUUCAGUUUGAUGCUGACAAAUCCGGCACCAUGUCCUCCUACGAGGUGCGGACCGCCCUGAAAGCCAUAGCCUUCCAGCUCAGCACUCCCCUCCUGCAGCUGAUUGUUCUCAGGUACGCAGACCAGGAGCUCCAACUGGGCUUCCAUGACUUCCUCAACUGCCUGGUACGGCUGGAGACUGCAAGCCGGAUGUUCCAGACCCUCAGCAUGAAGAACAAGGAGUUCAUUCAUCUCAACAUAAACGAGUUCAUCAUCCUGACAAUGAACAUUUGA